Hydractinia symbiolongicarpus is the source of this 3454-nucleotide messenger RNA. Its product is annotated as intersectin-1-like. NCBI's taxonomy places the organism in Eukaryota, Metazoa, Cnidaria, Hydrozoa, Anthoathecata, Hydractiniidae. Bases 64 to 2487 code for a protein of 807 amino acids. The transcript has 17 exons. Gene Ontology annotation, molecular function: protein binding. The record is from RefSeq and is a predicted model, not a curated record.
UCGGAGAUAUUUUUAUUCGGAGCGUAAAACUGUGAGUCACGAAAAAAAAGAAUAACAAACAAAAUGGCGGAGUUCGAAGUGUUUCUACAGGGAGGUUCUCCUUGGGGCUUUCGUUUGCAGGGUGGUAAAGAAUUUAGAGCACCCUUACGUAUUUCAAAGGUUGAACCUGGUGGAAAAGCAGAUAUUGCAGGUAUUAAAGUUGGCGACGAAGUCACAGAAAUAAAUGAAGUUAAAACUGAAACGUUAUAUCACACAGAAGCCUUAACUGCUGUCAAACGUGCACAUUCAACUUUGUCUCUUGUUCUACUGAGAAAUGAGAAUGAGGUGCAGAUUACAACCACUGUGGAGAAGACACGAUCUGUGCCAUCAUCCCCAACUGCACCUCGAAGCAAUAGCGACAAUAUAUUUGUUCCAGGAGGUCAAGGCUACAUGAAAAAAAUAAUGGCGAAAGCAGACACCCUUGAUUUCGAUGACUUACCUCCAAUGGACAGAGAGAGGAGCAAAACCUUACCAAAGAAAUCUACUCUACAGCAUCAAAGUGCAUCGUACGACUCCAAAAGUUUACCAAGAAAGUCAACUUUGAAUUUGACACCUGAUUUUCAGAGUAAUAUUCCUAACAAGGCACCUGACUGGUAUAAGCAAAUGUACAAGGACAUCCAUAAAAGUAUGGAAGGUGAAUCUCAUUUGUCCAAGUUACUUUCAACAGACGCUCAACGUGGCGCAUUCCGUAAAUAUGAUGGAGUUUCAACAAAUGACAGUGAAAGAAAAACCUCAGUUGAAGAGCAAACUAAAAAUGUUCCUCGUCGUUUGCAAGGUGGAGGAAGAUCUAUAGCAAAACAUCCCAAUCGCAAGUCGCUACCAAAUAUCCAUGCAUCAAAUUUUAAUUUCAUGAAUCCUAAUAAUACAAGGUUAACAGAUGGUUGGAAGAAACCAGAAAACCGCAAAUCUAUCAAUUCAGAUUUCUAUCGUCAAUUGCAAAAGGGUGGUGAUGUACCAGUAACAGGACUGGCCACAGCUAAGUCAAAAGAAUCAUGGGAAGAGACGGUUGCACCGAAAAAAGAAACGAAAAUUGAUUAUAACCAGACAUACAGUUACUUGCAGCAAGAAAAAGAGAAAGGCCAUUUCAUUGCUAAGCAACCUAGUAUUAAUACCGAAUACAAUAAACCGCCAGACUUUUUGGAGUUGCGAAAACUGGAAUUGAAAAAUCGAGAACUGGAGAAAGAACGCGAAGAGCUGCGUGAGAAACGCGAGAGGGAACGUAUCAUGGAGGAAGAGAAGUUAAAAAGGCAAGCAGAAGAAGAUAGGUUAAGAAUUGCAAAAGAACAGGAACGAAUACGAGCCGAAGAUGAACGGGAGAAACAGAGAAUUGCUGAGAAGGAGAGAUUGCGCAAAGCAGAAGAAGAGAGGUUAAGAAAAAUGGAGGAGGACAUACUCAAGUCACAAGAUGAAGUCGACCAAAUAUUAGCGAAGACAGAAAAACAAAUUAAAAUAGAGAAAUACGGAAGAGCGAAGUAUUCAUUCCAUCCACAGGGUCCAGGGGAGCUUGAAUUCAAGAAAGGAGACACUAUUCAUAUUUUGCAAGCGAUUGAUCAGAACUGGCUGGAAGGAGAAGUACAUGGUGAAAUUGGUAUCUUUCCAUGUACCUAUGUGGAGAUUUUCGAAGAAACAGCAGCAGAACUCAAACCUAUUGAAUCGAAAUUGAAUAAAACACAGACCCUUGCACCUUUGUCUCAGAAAAAAGCACCUGUUGUUGAAGCUGAGUUAAUGCCGAUGGUUGUGAAAAACGAAGAAUCCAUGCCAGUUUUGAAUUUGGAGGCUGCUCCUGUAGGAAAAAACAUUAUCAAUAAUCAUAUUUCAGAAGAUGUUAAAAACACUCCUAAAGAAGUGAAUAAUGAGUUUGAGCUAGAGAGGAAAAUCGUUAGCGAUGAAGUUAAUAAUGAGAUUGGGUUAGCAAGAGCAAAAUAUACAUUCAGAGCUGAAACAGAAUCAGAGCUUGCUUUCAAAAAGGGUCAGCAUAUAAAUAUUCUCCGACAAAUUGACGAUAAUUGGUACGAAGGGGAACUGGAUGGAAACAUUGGGAUACUUCCUGUACCAUAUGUGGAGAUUCUGAAUGAAGCAAAGUCGUCACAUACUGAUUAUCUAACAGAAGCCAUACGCAAUGUUGAAAACAUGAAGCAGACAGAGAGAACGAAGAUAUCGAAUGAACAAGUGCAUCAUGAAGAGAAAAGAUAUAACGGCUUCACAAACGGUAAUGUUGAUAAUUCAUAUCAUGAUGAAAAUGAUAACAGCAAUGAACUUGUUGGAACUGGUCAACCUUUUAAAGCUGUUUACAACUACAAAGCGACUAACGAAGACGAAGUCGAGUUGAUCGUUGGUGAUCAUGUGCACGUAUUAGAAAAAUGUGAUGACGGUUGGUUCGUUGGGACAUGUCAACGGACUGGAGCAUUUGGAACGUUUCCUGGAAACUAUGUUGUACCGUUGUCGUGAAUGUCGCAACCAAGUGUUAAAGCCUCUAUGCACACCGUCUCUCGUGUACAAAAAGUUCUGUUCUGGUAAAUAGCCCCUUAAAUGUACAAAAAAAUUUUGUUCUGCAAAAUAUCCUUUUGUAUAUAUAUCCACCCUUAGUUACCAAUAACGUUGAUAAUUUCUGCUGUACAAGUUGAAAUUUUAAAAGGCGCUAAUUUUGUAACGCUUUUCUUUAUUUUUAAAAUAAUAAUCUCUUUUGCGUGGCGGUUCGGUCAAAUAGACCACCCGUGCUAUUUUUAGAAACAUUAUUUAUUCAUAGAUGGCAAACCUGUUUGUUGACAGGGGGAUGUCAACAACUAUUGAAGACAAUUUGAAAUGUUUGUGAAAUUGUUAAUAUAUCAAUGUGUUUUUUAUAUACACUUUUUUCCACAGCACUAUUUUGUGAAGGGGGAGUUCCAUUUUUGAAAUUACCCCAAUACUUUCUCAUUUCCAAACAUGUAUGUAACAAUUUCUGCAUAUUGGACAAUCAGACUUCUGCAUACUUCUAUUCCAACUUCGUUCUUAAUCAAAGAUCAACCUUGUUUCAAGUUUCCCUAUGAAUGGUCACAGACUUUUUUGGAAACCAUUUGUGACGUCAUUUCUACUUUUACUAUUCUCUUAAUUCGCCCUUUACGCUGGCGUAUAUUUGUGCAAAACAGCGUAAGAAUAAUUAUCGAUGCAGGAUUUGACUCUGGAGUAAAGCUGCAUUUACACGAUCUAAUACAUAAACCUCAAUGUUAUUUUACUUCCAUUUUCUAGUUUCGUAGCCAACUUAGUUUAUCCAGCGAGCAUAAAAAAUUAAGUAUGCUAGAAGUUUACUGUAAAUUUGAACAAUCGUAUUUUUAUGUUUUUGAUAGCUGUAAUAAUAUUCUAAUUUGUAAUUCUUGCAUUUUCUUGUUGUUUAAUUUUUGUAAAUGAAGUAUUGUUUGUGUAAAAUAAGCACCAUCUA